CAUACAUAUACAGCAGCUGGUGGGGUGUCUAGGUCUCUCGUACUCGUCGGUACACGCUUGCCAAUCCAUCCAAACCCGCUGUAUCUGCGCUAGCUGGUGUCCGACCGUGUCUGCCAUGGCUUCUUCUCCACGCACAGCCAUGUUCUUCCUCGCGCUGUCCCUGGCGCUACUGGGCGACGACCUUCGCCGCUGCUCUGCCUCUCAGGUGUACGUGGUCUACAUGGGCAAAGCGCCGCAGGGCGACAGGGCACCCCGUCGACGACGACACGCCGGGCUGCACCGCCAGAUGCUGACGGCUGUUCACGACGGCAGCUCGGAGAAGGCGCAGGCAUCACACGUCUACACUUACAGCGCCGGCUUCCAGGGCUUCGCGGCCAAACUGAACGAAAAGCAGGCCAUCAGAUUAGCCGAGAUGCCUGGCGUCGUCUCGGUGUUCCCAAACACAAAGAGGCGACUGCGCACCACCCAUUCCUGGGAUUUCAUGGGCUUGUCCACCAGUGCAGAGGGUCAGGUCCCUGGACUGUCCACCGAGAACCAGGAGAACGUCAUUGUUGGAUUCAUCGAUACAGGAAUCUGGCCAGAAUCCCCUAGUUUCAGUGACCACGGGAUGCCUCCGGUUCCCAAAAGAUGGAGAGGGCAAUGCCAAGGAGGAGACGCGAACUCACCGUCAAAUUUCACCUGCAACAGGAAGGUAAUAGGAGGCAGAUAUUACCUCAGCGGAUACCAAACAGAAGAGGGUGGCGCCAUCAAGUUCGUAUCUCCAAGGGACAGCUCGGGGCAUGGCAGCCACACUGCCUCGAUAGCGGCCGGAAGGUUUGUCAGGGACAUGAGCUACGGAGGUGGUCUGGGCACCGGAGGAGGGCGGGGAGGAGCCCCCAUGGCAAGGAUUGCAGCCUACAAGGCCUGCUGGGAAACUGGCUGCUACGAUGUUGACAUUCUCGCGGCGUUCGACGAUGCCAUCAGAGACGGCGUCGACAUUAUAUCUGUGUCGCUAGGCCCAGACUACCCCCAGGGCGACUACCUCAGCGACGCCAUAUCCAUCGGGUCGUUCCACGCGACGAGCAACGGGAUACUGGUCGUUUCCUCGGCGGGGAACGCCGGGAGACAGGGCUCGGCGACUAACCUCGCGCCGUGGAUGCUCACGGUGGCUGCAGGAACGACUGACAGAUCGUUCUCUUCGUAUGUCAGCCUGGCAAACGGUACCUCCGUAAUGGGUGAGAGCCUGAGUACGUACCGCAUGGAAACUCCCGUCAGAACCAUCGCAGCUUCGGAAGUCAACGCAGGCUAUUUCACCCCUUACCAGUCCAGCUUGUGCCUGGAUAGCUCUUUGAACAGGACCAAGGCCAAGGGAAAGAUCCUUAUCUGCCGCCGUAACCAAGGCUCCUCCGAGUCACGUCUAUCGACGAGCAUGGUUGUGAAGGAAGCUGGUGCGGCUGGGAUGAUCCUCAUCGAUGAGAUGGAGGAUCAUGUCGCUAAUCGCUUUGCUGUGCCUGGAGUAACUGUUGGGAAAGCCAUGGGUGAUAAAAUUGUUUCUUAUGUCAAGAGCACAAGGCGUGCCUGCACACUGAUCUUGCCGGCAAAGACGGUCUUAGGGCUGCGAGACGCCCCGCGAGUAGCGGCGUUCUCUUCGAGAGGUCCGAGCUCACUGACACCUGAGAUUCUGAAGCCAGAUGUUGCUGCUCCUGGGCUGAACAUCUUGGCGGCGUGGUCUCCUGCCAAGAACGGUAUGCGCUUCAACGUUCUAUCUGGAACUUCCAUGGCAUGUCCGCACGUUACAGGAAUAGCAGCUCUCGUGAAGAGCGUGUAUCCGUCAUGGUCUCCUUCAGGCAUCAAAUCGGCAAUCAUGACAACAGCAACCGUACUGGACACCAAAAGGAAAACCAUAGCAAGGGACCCCAAUGGGGGGGCUGCAACGCCGUUUGACUUUGGCUCGGGUUUUAUGGACCCCGUCAAAGCUCUCAGCCCAGGGAUCAUCUUCGAUACACAUCCUGAAGACUACAAGUCAUUCUUAUGUGCCAUAAUAAGCCGCGAUGACCACUCCGUGCAUCUAAUCACCGGAGACAACAGUAGCUGCACCCACAGAGCCUCCUCUUCUGCCACUGCUCUGAACUACCCGUCGAUCACCGUUCCGUAUCUGAAGCAGAGCUAUUCGGUGACGCGAACAAUGACUAAUGUGGGCAAUCCAAGGAGUACUUACCAUGCUGUGGUGUCAGCUCCGCCAGGAACCAGCGUGAGAGUGACACCAGAAGUCAUAAAUUUCAAGAGCUAUGGUGAAAAGAGGAUGUUCGCAGUUAGCUUACACGUGGAUGUGCCUCCUCGAGGUUACGUUUUUGGCUCUUUGUCUUGGCAUGGAAAUGGAAGUGAUGCUCGCGUGACGAUGCCGCUGGUAGUGAAACUACAGACUUCUGGCAAGGCCUGACCGAGUUGAUCCCCCUGGAAAGAUGCUUGGAAGAGGUUGCUAGAAUGCUAGAUCAGGCUACAAAUCUAGGUGGUACUAGAACUGGAAAUACUGACCAUAUCAGAAGCUAACCGCGAUCAAUCUGUGAAAAAUAUCAUAUUAACUAUGGUAUUUCAUUUGUAAAUGUCUUGGCUAGAACGCAAGCACUCCCAGAACAAGAUUCUUUUUUCCUCCUGAUGAUUGUUGUAAAAUUAUUUCGUGCCU
This is a messenger RNA of Zea mays, 2662 nucleotides long. RefSeq names its product putative subtilase family protein. Gene Ontology annotation, biological process: proteolysis. Lineage: Eukaryota; Viridiplantae; Streptophyta; Magnoliopsida; Poales; Poaceae. The transcript has 11 exons. Gene Ontology annotation, molecular function: serine-type endopeptidase activity. Bases 116 to 2419 code for a protein of 767 amino acids. The record is from RefSeq and is marked provisional.